UAAGUGAGGAAGCGCCGCGAAGAGCGCGUGAAAUACUCCAGCAAUGACCAGCCUGACUGCCCACGCGAGGAGAUAUGGAAGGACGCGCGAGAUACGGAUACUCUGAAUGAGAGACAGUGCGCGCAGGAGGAAAAGCGACGGGGACGCGCGUAAAGUGACUUUUCUGGCUUCUUUUCUUUCCGCUGGAAACUGGGAAUCAAUUAGGCUGAUUCACUUGACUGACUUCAACAGGACUUACUAUGCCGCGCGCCUACGACCAAUCCAAGCCGGCACUGGCGGACUUCUGUCGCGUCCGCGUAAAAUGCGACAGCGAUUAAAGUGGACAUCGUGUCAGUUUUCUAAGCGAAGAUGUCGAACAACACAAGCCCCGCGUACCGGGACCCCACCAUCCCGGCCAUCAUGUUCAUAUUCGGCGUGGUGGGCAAUGUGAUCGCGGUGGUGGUCCUCUGCAAGACGCGCAAGGAGCAGAAGGAGACCACCUUCUACACGCUGGUGUGCGGCCUGGCCGUCACGGACCUCCUGGGCACGCUGCUGGCCAGCCCCGUGACCAUAACAACGUACGUGUACGGCAGGUGGCCCGGCGGAGAGCCGCUGUGCCAGUACUCGGGUUUCAUUCUGCUCUUCUUCUCGCUGGCCGGCCUCAGCUUCAUCUGCACCAUGUCGGUGGAGCGCUACCUGGCCAUCAACCACGCCUACCUGUACAGCCGCUACGUGGACCAGCGGCUCGCGGCGCUCGCCAUCGCCGCUAUCUACGUGACCAAUGUGCUGUUCUGCGCGCUGCCCAGCAUGGGCCUGGGCCGCGUCGUGCUCCAAUUCCCCCAGAGCUGGUGCUUCAUCGACUGGCGCACGAACGACAGCGCGCACGCCACCUUCUCCUACAUGUACGCGGGCGUGAGCUCGGCGCUCGUGCUCGUCACCGUGGUGUGCAACGUGCUGGUGUGCGGCGCGCUCAUCAUGAUGCACCGGCGCUUCGUGCGCCGCACCUCGCUGGGCACGGACGGCGCGCGCGUGCAGGCCGAGCUGCGGCGCAGGCGCAGUUUCGCGCGCUUGGCCGGCGCAGAAAUCCAGAUGGUCAUCCUACUCAUCGCGACGUCCGCCGUCGUGCUCAUCUGCUCCAUCCCGCUGGUGGUGCGGGUUUUUGUGAACCAGCUGUACCGUCACCCUGAGAAACAGGUGAUAGAGGGCAAUCCGGACCUCCAGGCCAUCCGUAUAGCCUCAGUCAACGCCAUCCUGGACCCAUGGAUCUACAUCCUGUUGAGAAAGACGGUCCUCCUGAAGCUUCUUGAGAAGGUCAAGUGCCUUUUCUGUCGGAUGGGUGGGCGGGGCCGCGGAUCGGGCCGCAGGGACUUCCUUUGCGGGGGUGGGACGAACAUGUCCUCUGUGAUAUCACGCGAUUCCCCCACACUGGUACCACGAGAGUUACGAGAAGUGGUCGCCACCUCACAGACGUACCUGUACACUUCGGACCCAGUGGAAGGGCACAGGGGCAGCAUCCGCUUACCCAUGACUUACCCCUGUCCAAAGCAGGCUCUCCUACAGGACUCGCAGGAGUCAGACCCUGCGAAUGGACAAAGCUCCGUCGGGAGAAUGAAAGGGCAAGAUAAGGACGUGCAAACGCAAGGAACGCACUCGAUAGUGCGCUUCCAGUCAGGCAGAUCACCACAUGGGUGCAAACAACAGACGCUUCAAGUUACCUUCACAGAUGAGACUUUGAACUUGCAAGAGAGAUGCAUAUGAGAGGCCUCGGUUGAGUAGCAUCAUAGAUGUGCAUGCUGACGAAUCAGCAGAAGCGAAACUUAAACUUUGCUUAAGAGGAACCUUGUGAAAUGUCCGCAAGGGCAGGAGAGAUGGGGCAUUCUCAACAAGAGAGACACAAACACUAAAAUUAGAUUCAUGUGCUGACACAGGAUGGGGCGUGCAAGCUUAACUUGGUGAGGAGAAAAGAGAGGAACAAAGCUACAUAUCUGUGACAAAGGCAGGGAACACAAAAGCUGUGAGCGGAGGCAGGUUGCAGAGAAAGAGAGAGGGUCGUUUCUGAAAACAGGCCUAGUUUUUCAGUAGUCUCUCCAAACUUAACGAUAUGCUAAAACCAUAAUAUGAUGAAUGUGCACAUAGGCUGGAGGGAGAGUCAGAGUCGGAAAGACAGAAAGAGAGGGAACAAAUCUCUGAUAAAUGACCCUGGAGUCAUGAAUACAUGAGAAAAAUUCUUGCCCAAUUCUAUCUUAAAACGGGUGGUUUAAGGCCGUUUUAGCUAUGUGAGAAAGCUCUUUUGUGACCCAGGGGACGGUCCGGCCGGUGGAAAGGUUUCUGUGGAAUUCUGCAGUGCAGCUGAUUAAUCAUAUGCAGCUUUACUGGCAGCUUGUGUAAGAACGCAUUUCUUUCCUUGUUUAUUUAGUGUUAAGCACGUUUUGCCUGUUCGCACCUGAUAAAAUACGAUAAGGGUUCAAGACGGCUCCAUUUGCCACCCUAGCUUGGUUGGGAAACACUAAAUUGCUAAAUCUCCCAGGAGAUGUCCGAUUAUCUGAUGUGUUGUUUAACAAAAGGAAAUUGCCUUCCUAUAAAUGAGAACUGCCCUAAAUUUCUCAGGGAACCUAGGCCAGGAAUGGAAAACAGCACACCAUGACGUUUGUCUGAUAGUUAGUUUACACUGUAGCUUACAAACUUUACAAUGUAAGCGUGGGUUGUAUUUCUUUUCUCUCCUUCUCAAACUUUAAAGUCUGGACGGAAUGUGAGACAACCAUUGGCUUAGAACAUGUUCACCAUUCCCAAUCAUGUAAUCUGAAAAUAUAGUUAGUAUUUUAAUCUGAAAGGUGUUACUAGGGAGUAACAGUGUAAGUCGCUCUGGAUAAGAUCGUCUGCUAAAUGCUGUAAAUGUAACAGAGGUGUUACAGUAACACCAAGUGUUACUGCACCGAUAUGGGAAGUCAAAUAAUUGUAACACAUUUCGUUAGGGUUACAAGGCAGAUUAAAAAGUGAUAUUUGGCAUUUGUCAUGUAAAUAUCUGCUGAUACGGAUAUGUAAACAUUUAUAAAAUGUGCAGAUUGGGAUUAAAUAUAUCCGGAUAUAUUUGGAUUUUGGUGUAAUGUUGGUGUAAUAAGUGUAAUAUUCAUUUUGGUAGGGUAACUUGUUUAGUAGGAUGAAUAAAUCGCGGAUAUUUUAGUGUAGUAUUCCAGCAGCGCCUAGACAUUUUGCUCUUCCAGUAUAUAUAUUCCUCGUACUGGAUUUUACUGAUGUCCAUUUUAUUUUGUUUUAAAGCAAAUAUCGACAGAUAUCAAUAUGAUUGACAUCGUUAUGGAUUCCUACCUACUAAAAACUAGCCAACAACACAAUUUUCCAUUCAUGGCCUGUUUUCCAUCCAAGUUUCCUCAACCAUCAACAGACAAAGAACCUAAUGAAAUAACCUGUUAAAUCCUGUUGGGUCAUUGCAUCACGUUUGCCAAAACAAGCGGUUACUUAAUAACUUCCCAAACUCAAUAUUUGCGUAACAGCGUCGAACAAAGUCUAGUUAAUCUGUAGGACUCGAACACGGCACACAUUAUAAGAGCACAUCAUAAACGGGCAUCAAUUCCUAAACUCAUGUACCGGUCCUCUUGAUAAUGAAAUGUGUUUAACUGAAGUGAGAUGCUGAAAAGAUAAGGAAACCAGGAGGUGACAUUUGUUGCACUUUUUAAUUUGCUGAACCACUGAACGUUAGCUUCUUAAUGUCAAAGGUUACUUUCCGAUGCUGAGGUCAGACAUUUGGCUUUUGACGGGAACCUUUGCUAUAGUGUGCAGUUGUGAUGUGAAAAUGUGAAUGAUAUCCCAUUGAAAUUUAACUUAUUAUACAGGGGUUGUGUGUUGCUUCUUCUCUGUGAGAAGGUCUAAGUAGUUCUAUCUAUGUCAGAAUGUUACAUGACAACUUUUGUUUUUCUGCCAUACUCGCGGCAUAAUUUUGAAUGAAGAUGGAAAAGUUGUUAUGUGUGUUACUGAAUAUGAACAUGAACAUUGCAUUUACAGACCUUUGAAAUGGGGACUCCAUUUUGUUCCGAUGUAAACAAAGUCGCUCAAAGUGAUUCCGUUCUAGAGGGCUGUUCACAGUGGUGGUGAUAGGAACCAGACAUCUGAAGAGUUUAAUGCCUCUACAAGCUACAACACAGAAAGCUAUUACACGAAAUGGUUAUGAAUAUGUUUGUUGAUGCCAGAGAUAUUGUUUUAUGGCAGCUUUGAGAUGAGAUUUUGGCCUAGAAUAUAUUUUUAAAACACAUUAAUUGCUUAGAGGGCACUGUGAGACAAAAUAAUAACCAAAGGAAAAAAUAUUACUCAUAUUUGUAGCUAUUUUACCAAGAUUACAUAAACUUUGAAAAUACAGUGGCUGUACAGCUGUAUGCAAAUGUUUGUAUACAACUGUAUUUGUGUUGUGGACCUCGGGUUCCCAUUACCACCACUGUACAUUCUACAUCAAACCACUCUGAAUGACUGUUUGCUCUCAGUGACUGAACUAUACAGAAAUUAAUUGUGAAAUUGAUUAAUUGCACUGAAUAUAUCAGUUACAGUUAGUGGUAGAACAGUAGAAAAACCAGUGCAGAAGUGAACUGACACAGGUUAAAAUGAAUAUGCUAAUUAGUUACAGAGAAAGACGUUACUGAUGCAGUAGCAGUUCAUAUGUUUUCAUAUGUUUCCUUUGUUCCCAACUAGCAAGUCUUAGCAAAGAUGGAUUAAAAUUACAGAGGGCAUUAAAAACGAAUCCCAAUCCAUCUGCAUUAACAAUCAUGAGGCAAUUCCAUUCCACAUAACAAAGAGCCACGGUUAUUGCAACAAUACUGAACCGAAAACAGACCUUUCUAUUGUUCAUUCAUUGAAGGCAAAAAAAACGGAGGCUUUUGGCCAUUUGUUUCUUUGAUGUUACGCAACAUUUACUAUAAUGUUCCGAUGUAAAUAAACAGAUGGUCCUACUGCAAGUUGUUUUCCAGAGAAAAUAAAGAAGAAACGUAUGUGGAGUGUUGUUUUUUUUUUUUCCUUCAGCCUUGUGAAAAUAGACUUUGUUCUACUUCUACUGCUACAGGAAUACGAGCACAAGUCACUUACAAAAAUGACAUGCUUUGUUGAUUUUCUAAGUGAAAAUAAAUAAAGAUAUGCUCUACAGAGAACACACUGUGGAGCAUUUUAAUGCCCAAUUACUGUUUAUUUGUUGAAUUUAACACAUUGAAUAUAAUAUCUUGAAUUUAACACUUUUCUGCAAAACGCCAUUUGUUCCCUGCGGAGGAUCUGUUAUAUUAUUUUCACUUAGAAAGUAAAUAGGACAUGUAAUUUGCCCAGGGGUCUUUCACAAAGAAGGAUUUCUCAGUUUAGCAAGAUAACUUAAGCCCAUAGUCAAACCUGUCCAAUAGGAAAACAGCUGAGGGACAUUCCUAUAGGUCAAGGCUGUCCAGUCUAAUCUGCAGAGGGCUGGUGUGGCUGCAGAUUUUCACACCAACAAAACAGGAGGUCACCUGACGAAAUGUUGAAGACAGACCAACUGAUUAAACAAGUGGAAUCAGGUGUGCUUCAGCUUUAGAGUGAAAAGGCGCAGCCACACCGGUCCUUUGCGGAUAAGAUCGGAAAUCCCUGCUAUAGGACAAUCCUCAAAUUUGAGCUAAAGUAAUCCGGCUAACUGAGAAACACUGCUUUGGGAAUUUAUUUAGUUUUUUUAUAUGACAGCGCACUUUCAUGUCAUUAUAAAAAAGUUAUAGUUGAGCUACACAGUCCUUCAUUAAACUCAAGGUUUUCAUAAUUUCAUCAUUGUGAAACAGUUGGAUGUAAAACAAUGUACUGUGCAGAAAUUUGGACACAUUUCCUAAUAGUGUUGGUGGUAGGAACCAGGGGUUGCAAUAUGUGCAAUGCAAAAAUAGCCAUUUUACUUACUAUGCAAAACAACCAGUGAACAUGUAUCUUCUGAAUUUUAUAUGUAAUGUUUUUUAUGGUGAAAUAUUGUCAAAUCCGAAAAAGUUUGUUUUCAGGGGCACUAAUCUUGCAACACCACGUAUUUGAAUGGAUUUAAAAACAAAUAAAUGUUAGUCCAAAACAUUAUCUGUACAGUAUUGCAGAACAAAGUUUCAGGCAUCAGGCAGUGUAUUCCUAACCAGUUCUUGUAUCAACUUUCUGUAUGGGAGCCUUUAGAGACAUUAAACUCUUCAGUUGUCUGGCUUUUGUCAACACCAA
Molecule: messenger RNA, 6177 nt
Organism: Pygocentrus nattereri (red-bellied piranha)
Lineage: Eukaryota; Metazoa; Chordata; Actinopteri; Characiformes; Serrasalmidae
Gene: ptger4b
Product: prostaglandin E receptor 4 (subtype EP4) b
Exons: 2
Coding region: 349-1737 (462 amino acids)
Biological process (GO): adenylate cyclase-activating G protein-coupled receptor signaling pathway; inflammatory response; cellular response to prostaglandin E stimulus
Cellular component (GO): plasma membrane
Molecular function (GO): prostaglandin E receptor activity
Source: RefSeq, a predicted model, not a curated record